GUGUCAUAUGGAUUCGUACUAGUUGGUAAAAGUUUAGCUGGAGUUUAGCUGGAGCUGGAGUUGAGGCACAGCUACUGCAAAGAAGAAGCUUGAACCAACUCAAAGAUACCAAAGGCUGCUGCAUCAGGGAACCAAAAUGGGGAGUGAGCCUGGUCCAGUUCAGAUAGUCCGGGUAAAUAAGGAGGACCACUCCUUUGAGCUGGAUACUGAGGCCUUGGAGGAGGUUCUUCUUGCCCCAGAGAUUCGAGAUAAGCAUGUCGUGGUUCUGUCAGUGGCUGGGGCCUUCCGUAAAGGCAAGAGCUUUCUUCUAGACUUCAUGCUUCGGUAUAUGCACAGGAGGAAUGAAGAGGACUGGUUGGGAGUGGAAGAUGAGCCCCUAACGGGGUUCUCCUGGAGGGGCGGGUCAGAACCUGAGACCACAGGCAUCCAGCUGUGGAACCAGGUGUUCUUGGUGGACAAGAGUGAUGGCUCUCAGGUUGCUGUACUUCUAAUGGACACUCAGGGUGCCUUCGAUAACCAGUCCACAGUGAAAGACUGUGCUACAAUCUUUGCCCUCAGCACAAUGACCAGCUCAAUGCAGAUCUAUAACCUCUCACAGAACAUCCAGGAAGAUGACCUCCAGCAGCUCCAGCUCUUCACAGAGUACGGUCGCCUUGCGAUGGAUGAAAUCUUCCUGAAACCCUUUCAGUCCCUCAUGUUCUUGAUCCGAGACUGGAGCUUCCCCUAUGAGUACAAGUAUGGCUUACACGGAGGGAGGGAGUUUCUGGACAAACGACUGCAGGUGAAGGAGACUCAGCAUGAGGAAUUACAGACAGUGAGGGAGCAUAUUCAUUCCUGUUUCACCUCAAUUUCCUGCUUCCUCUUACCACAUCCUGGGCUAAGAGUGGCCACCAGUCCUUCCUUCAAAGGCCAGCUCUGUGAUGUGGCACCUGAGUUUAAAGAGGAGCUGCGCAACCUAAUCCCCUCACUGCUGAAGCCUGAUGCCCUGGCCGAGAAAGAGAUCAACGGCAACAAGGUGACCUGUCGGGGCCUGGUGGAGUUCUUUAAGGCGUACAUCAAGAUCUACCAGGGCGAAGACUUGCCACACCCAAAGUCCAUGCUGAUGGCCACAGCAGAGGCCAAUAACCUUGCAGCGGUCGCUACAGCCAAAGACCAGUAUUACAAGAACAUGGAGAAGGUCUGCGGGGGAGACCUGCCUUACGUCGCCCCCGACUCUCUGGAAGAGAAGCACAAGUUCCAUCUCAAUGACGCACUCCAUCAGUUCUCCUCCACCAAGAAGAUGGGAGGCCAGGAGUUCUGCGACCGCUACCAGGCCCAGCUACAGACCGAGCUGGAGGAGCUCUGGACUUCUUUCAGCAAACACAAUGAGUCAAAGAAUGUCUUCAGUGCAUUCCGAACGCCUGCCGUGCUUUUUGUCCUUGUGUGCCUCCUGUACGUGCUGUCUGGUAUCCUGCUCUUCAUCGGCCUGGCUUCUGUGUCGUUUGCAUGUGACUGUGCCCUGGGUGUGUCCAUGCUGGCCAUGCUGACCUGGGCAUUCAUCCGCUACUCGGGUCAAUACCACGGAGUGGGCACUGCCAUAGACCAAGCAGCAGGAGUCUUACUAGAACAGGCCACAGUUGUGCUGAACAAGUCGAGAGGAACUCCUGUCCUCCAGGAAAAGAAAUCAAGCUAGGAGCACCCUGCCCUGCCUGUCAAGAAAUCACAAAGGAUGACGUAUUCUGAAACGCAGCCAAGAGGAGUCCCUCAUGUGUGCUUCUUGUGUACAAACAAAAACAACGUUGACACUCCGUUAAAAGCACAUCAGCCUGUAUCUACCAAAAAAACAGAACUAUGACAUCACCAGCCUGCAUCUCAUAUCAGGUGCUUUGAAUUUGCUGGUCUAAUAUAUGCACAACCUUUUUAAGCUGACUGCAUUCCAUCACUGCCAAUAGCCAGCUUAGUGUAAAUGUUUGAUCAAGUCGAAUGGCUUGAAGCUAUGAAAUAAGCCAAUUAGUGAAUUUGCACUUUUCUUAAAUUUGAUUGAAAUCAUUAUAGCUUUUUUUCCCCUCAGAAGUGGUUGAAAUCUUUAUGGAUCACUGUGAUGGUGUAUUUGCUGACAUAUAAACUUAACCCAACUUCUGUUCUGCUGCCUAUUGUUCAAGCUUCUUCCUCAUUGUAACUAAUGCCUCUUGUGCAUUCCAGCUUUGUUCCCUUUAAACUCCUGUUGCUCAUAUCAGAAGCAUGUAAAUGGUUUCGCAGGAGAAUUCCGACGCAAUUCCAGGUCUCGCCUGAUCUGCAUUCCUGUUUGAACUGACAGCACUGGCUGUGUCGUUUUUUGCUCGUAAGGUCCCCCUCACCUGCUUGAUGUUGUCAAAUCUGAUGCUUUUUAGGGGGCAGACAGGCAUGUUACAUUCCAGAUCCAGUGCUCUAGAGCUGAGAACUGUUUACAGUAACGAUAAACGUCUUCUAGAGGAUGUGGUGCUCCCUUAUUGUCACUUUUACCACAGAUCUCUGAUGGACCUACGUCUCCAAAGAUGUUUUUCAUAUCCAUGUUCUGUGUCCAGUCAAAAGAAAAUAACGCAACAGCUAACUUUUUUAAUGCAUUCCUUCAUUCCUGUUUCUCAUCAGUCAUGAGUGAGUUGGUGUCUUUGGUUGGUUGCGGUUAGCCCCCUUUUCACGCUUUAUGAAAAGUGACACUACCAAAUACGAGAAGGGACUCCCUGGAUUCCCAGGCAGCCUGAUUAUGCUCCUCUAUCAGCUGAGGUUACCCAUAACCAACCCUGUUUGAGAUUUCCUCUCAUCACAUUCCAUGUCUGUCAGUCAUUCCAUGACUGAGAGUAGUCAGUGUGAAGAGUGUAUUAAAUGAUCCUGCCCUCAUUUCCAUUGUGAUGUUCAUUUUUUUUAUUCAUUCCAGAAAUAAAAUGUAUGCAUGGAAUUCAUUUUCUUGUCAGCUUUUAAAGCUGUUCUUACAGGUCAUAUUUUUGAACGGAUUUAAGUGACAAUAACCAAAUAAAGAGUAUUUUAUGCAUUA
Sardina pilchardus (European sardine) is the source of this 3010-nucleotide messenger RNA. It is a transcript of the gene atl3, whose product is annotated as atlastin 3. Lineage: Eukaryota; Metazoa; Chordata; Actinopteri; Clupeiformes; Clupeidae. Gene Ontology annotation, biological process: endoplasmic reticulum organization; protein homooligomerization. The transcript is spliced from 14 exons. The record is from RefSeq and is a predicted model, not a curated record. Gene Ontology annotation, molecular function: GTP binding; GTPase activity. The coding region runs from base 137 to 1672 and encodes 511 amino acids.